AUGGCCAUCCUGCAGACGCUGCAUCGGCUGGACACACUGGUGAAGAGACUGGCCGACGCAAACGUCGAUCGUCGAGACAUUCCAUCGACGGAGGAGCCGAUGGUGGCACCGUCCACGCUGGAGGACCUGGACAGUGGCAUGCUGACGCCUCUAUCCAUGACCUCGCAGGAGUGA
Messenger RNA from Verticillium nonalfalfae, 174 nucleotides. RefSeq lists its product as uncharacterized. The record is from RefSeq and is a predicted model, not a curated record. The transcript is spliced from 2 exons. NCBI's taxonomy places the organism in Eukaryota, Fungi, Ascomycota, Sordariomycetes, Glomerellales, Plectosphaerellaceae. The coding region runs from base 1 to 174 and encodes 57 amino acids.